Molecule: messenger RNA, 1236 nt
Organism: Cylindrotheca closterium
Lineage: Eukaryota; Bacillariophyta; Bacillariophyceae; Bacillariales; Bacillariaceae
Source: the annotation of a GenBank genome assembly
AUGGAAGAGACAGCAAGACAACAUUUCAUCAUUGGCGAUAACUUGCGUCACAAGGCAUUUUAUGAUGAUGCCAUUGAUGAGUUCAGCAAGGCCCUUCAGAUCCAACAAUCUGUUCUGCCUGAAACCUCUCCGGUGAUUGCCAAGACUCAGUAUUCCUUGGGAUUGGCGCUGAGGGCCAUUAAGGAUUAUGCUGGGGCGCUAGAACUGUUGUCAAAAGCAGCCUCAACUUUUGAGAGUCAGGAAAAUGCCGAAGACUACGAAACUGAAAUCUUCAACUGCCAGCUUAACAUCGCACGAACCCAUCACAGUCAAGGAGUUGAUUGGCAACGAGGCGGUGACUAUGAUAGGUCCAUCACAGAGCAUCGAAAAUCACUUGUCAUUCGGGAAAAGCUAUUGGGAUCCAAGCAUCUCGAGACAGCGCGGACGUAUUACGUUAUGGGCUGUGCGCUUAGCGAUCGUGGAGAUUUUGAUGAGGCUCUUAGUGAUCUCCGAAGGACUUUUCGCACUCGUCGUGUCAUAUUUGGAAAAGACCACAUGGAUACUCUAGAAGUGAUUGACAACAUGGGAGUGGUGCUUCAUGCAAAGGGUGUGAUGAGUAGUGAGGAUAUCGACCAAUACAAGGUAGUUGUAGUGCAAUCCGUGCAGUAUGAACUGGAGGGUGAUAUGCAUUAUGACAGCAAGAACUUUGAGCAAGCAAUGCUCAGCUAUCGAAGAGCUCUUGCAUUGGAAGAACAAUGCCUUGGAGAUUUGCAUCCGACGACUUGUGACUUGUACCUUCAAAUGGCCGAUGUAAUGGGAGAACUCGGCGACUUUGAAGGAAGUUUGGUUGAAUACAAGUCAGUCAUCACCAUCUAUGAACGACUACUCGGAAAGUUUAACAUCAAGGUGGCAGAGAUUUACAACAGAUUGGCAAACAUCCUUAUGGAUAAAGGAGAAUACGAGACGGCUCUAAGCUUCUACGCAAAGGCAUAUGGUAUCUUUGAUUCCCUCUUGGGUGAGCAUAGUGAUACUAAGCUUGCGAUGGAAAACAUCCGUUUGGCAGCCUCCAAAGAUCGGAAUGCCAGUGAGUCGAUGAACCUGAUAAAGAAAGCUGAAGAGACUUUCAAGCAGAGGCAUCCAAGUGCGGCAGGGUACACUGGCCCUAGUGCUGAUAAUGGUAUUGAAUCUGCUGAAAUAAAGGAAAGUGAGAAGCAAAUGGAAGCAAUCGUGAAAGAACCAGAGGCCGACAUCAUUUAA